AUGUCGCUCCUCAAGCAGUACGACCAUUUUCUCCUCACCAAUGCCUCGCAGAUCACUGGAGUCGAGAGCACCCUGCGCUCCAUCACCUACUUUCUCCCCGGCCGCUUCAAGGACGCCGAACUCGCGGGAGAGGCAAUCUACUCGGCGCUAAACCUCCUCGGCCUCUACCACGACUCGAUCCUCGUCCGCGCUCUCUCCCAGCAGCACACCGCCGCACCCGGCACAUUGCCAUCCUCGUCAUCAUCUCCCUCCUCUGCCUCGUCCUCGCCCUCCUCCUUCUCCCUGUCGGAGCACGCCAGGUAUACCCAGCACUUUUCGCGCACGUCGACCCCCUACAACCUCGUCGCCCGCGCCCUCGUCAUAAUCGGCUACCUCGAGCUUCUCGUCGAAAUGGCCGCACGCAGGAAGCUGUCCAAGCGGCGCGCCUGGGACGUCGUCGCCACCAUCGAGGCAACCAAGGCCGCGCUCCGCCUCUCCCUCAUCCACAUGACCGGCGACCGCAUGUCCAUACAACCGCCCAUCCCCGAGCGCGAAGUGGACCCCGCGACCCUCGAAGAGGAGCGCACAAAGCGCAUCGCCACGCUCGCCACCUCGCUCGACAAGGCAGCAGCAGCAGCAGCAGCGGAAAAGAACUCGUCCGCGGCAUCACCGCCCACCGCCUCCUCGUCUGCGGCACCCAGCGGAUACUGGAAGGGCAUCAGGACCGGCUACCUCCGACCCACGCUCGCAUCGCUCCGACCAGGGUCGCUGGCAGGCCAGCAAGACGACGCCGCCCAAGGAGAAAAGGGAAAGGGUCCACACAACCCCGCCCCUCCCCACCUGCGCGCCCUCGGCAUGGCGGGGCACAACUCGGGCUCGGAUUCGGACGACACCCUGGUGGCCCAGGGGACAGCCAGCAUGUCGUCGUCCAGGACGCUUCCCCCUCACCAGUCGUCCACUGGCAGCGGCGCCCUCAAGCAUGGGCCGCCCUCGCCGCCCGCGCCGCUCGAGCCGUGGACCGAAAAGCAGAUCAACGACUACCUCCUCUCGCGCGUCGUCAGCGUCAACGACGUGCGCCGGCCCGAGGACCUCGUGCGGCCCCUCAGGAACCGGCUGGCCAAGGCGGCAGAGACGCUCUGGGUGCUGCGGCCGCUGCUCUACGUCCUCGCCAUCCGCCGGUGGGGUCGAAGGCACACUGCGCCGUUCCUCCUCUCGUUCUGCCUCGAGUACAUUGCCAGGGCGAUGCGCAAGCGCGCCCUCUCAUCGUCGACGGCGUCGGGCAACGGCUCCGCCGCCUCGCUCCUGGGCAACCCGCUUGUCGCGGCCAUGAUGGGCGGCAACCCCAUGCUGGGCCUGCUUUCGGCCUUCCUCGGCGGCGACAGCGCGGCGGCAAAGGAAAAGCGGCCCAUCUCCUCGGUCGAGGAAAUGGAGUGGAGCAAACGCGACCGCAGCUUCUGGUGGUACCUGCUGCGCGGACCCGUGUGGUACGGCUGGACUCGACCCAAGCUGUCGAGCCUCGUGGCGCGCACCGAGAACCGCGCCCUCAUCGGCAUGGUCGGCGGAAUCGUUGGCGACUACCUGCCCCUCGUCGACGAGUACUACUUCUACUCGGCCACCUAA
Messenger RNA from Pseudozyma flocculosa PF-1, 1599 nucleotides. RefSeq lists its product as uncharacterized. NCBI's taxonomy places the organism in Eukaryota, Fungi, Basidiomycota, Ustilaginomycetes, Ustilaginales, Ustilaginaceae. The transcript has a single exon. Gene Ontology annotation, biological process: peroxisome organization. The record is from RefSeq and is a predicted model, not a curated record. Gene Ontology annotation, cellular component: peroxisomal membrane. Bases 1 to 1599 code for a protein of 532 amino acids.